CGCAACGGCAACGGUUCAGCUUGACUUCGGGACUUUAGUUUAAUUUUGUGUUUUUAUUUUGGGUGAAUGCACCACAAGAUGUUCGUUAAUCACUGCAACUACAUCAGGUCACUAGUAGGGCUAGUUGUAUUACUAAGUUUAUGCCAUUGGAGCACUGCCAAAUUGCCGUCCAGCAUAACACCCUGUGCCCGGGAUGAUCCGCAAUUGGAACGCUGCAUAAUCAAUGCAGUGUAUCAAUUGAGACCUUUGCUCACACAUGGAAAUCUAGGAGAAGGCUAUAGGACACCACCAUUGGAGCCACUUGAAUUGGAUAACAUUGAUCUUGGACGGAAUAGCCAAUUUCAGGCAUCGUUUACCCAACUUGAGGCUAGGGGUGGCAGUAAUUUUAUAAUCGAUCGUUUGAUAGCUAAACCUGAGGAUAUAUCCUAUGAUCUGUGGCUAACUUUGCCGAGGAUUGACUUUAAGGGCAAAUACUUUAUGCGUCUCAAUUUGUUGUUAUUGGACAUCAAGGGUAAUGGCAAUAUGCGUGGCUCAUGCGACAAUGCCAAGGCGGCAGUUAAGAUGCGUGGCACACGUUAUCUAAGACAUGGACAGGAAUAUGUAAAAUUCACCAAGAUGUCUAUGCGAAUACAGUUCAAGGACUUUAAGCUAGAUCUGGAGAAUCUCUUCAAUGGCGAUGCCCUUUUGGGUGAGGUGGGCAACACGCUGAUCAACAACAAUCAGGAUCUCUAUCUGAAUGAGAUCAUACCGGGCCUGGAGCGAGGGCUGUCCAAGAAGUUCUUGGAUGUAGCUAAUGAAAUCUUAGCCACUGCCACAUUUGAUGAAAUGUUUCCACCUGGUCGCACUGUAAUCAAUCCCAUUGCUUUUCCCAAACCCAAUCCCAAUCCUGGUCCAUCUAUAUUUGAGCCUUCGUUUUCUUCACGAAAUCCUUCAGGUGGCAUUUUGGAUCAAUUGCCGCCUAGAACGCCAAAGCGUCCGGUGUCAAACUCUCAGCCAACGGGUGGCAUAUUUGAGGAUCUUCCUGGGGGCGGUAUUAUAGACCCCAGAUUAAAUUUAGGUAAUUAGUUGAUAACUCUUUCGAAAUAAAGUUCUUGUUAUGAAA
Drosophila willistoni is the source of this 1102-nucleotide messenger RNA. It is a transcript of the gene Jhbp10, whose product is annotated as protein takeout. NCBI's taxonomy places the organism in Eukaryota, Metazoa, Arthropoda, Insecta, Diptera, Drosophilidae. The transcript is spliced from 4 exons. Bases 67 to 1065 code for a protein of 332 amino acids. The record is from RefSeq and is a predicted model, not a curated record.